CAAUCUAUUAUUAUAUUACUAUUUAAAUGACUAGGAAUUUUAUGCUGACAGAUAUUGGAUUGAACAGCAACAAGGAUUUUCUAAGGGUUACUACUGCCAAAUUUGUUCGAGGAAUUUCAAUCAAGCCUGAUGUUCCUCCUCCCCAAGCUUCUAAAUCGAUGGAAGAUUCUUCUCCCCCGGAAGAACAAAAAAAAGACAAGCCCAAGGCCGAGGCUACUGCAGGGCCUGAGGCUGAGGCUUUACCUGAAGCGCCAAUUGUGUUUGUUAGGUCGAAAUCAGAUGGUGAUAUAGAGAGUUUUUCUGUGAAGACGAAAAAGAGGAAAGAGGAACUAAUAGGUCGUGUACCAAAACAGCGUUUAACUAGAACAUCGUCAGGACAACUAGCACAUAGCACAGGUGUUUGUCACUAUGCAUGUUCAGCUCAAAUGUCGAACCCGAAAAGGGCUAAAACCAAAUCAGCCCUGCCUAGUGAGGUGUUACAAUCUGUAUUUUCACCUGAUGCUUUUGACUCAUUCUUCCUGAUAAAGAAUUUGGACACUGGAAAGGAGUUUAUUGUGAAAGAAUCCAAUGAAAAGGGAAUGUGGAAUAAGCUAAAUGACGUUCAAACUGGGAAACAACUUACAAUGGAGGAAUUUGAGAAAUCUGUUGGAUAUUCACAGUUUGUGAAGGAAGUAAUGGCUCGUACUAAUGUCUCAAGGAGUCUUGACGAUGCCAAGAAAGUAAAUAUUAAUUCAUAUCUAACUAAGAGUUUCAGGAAUGGCAAAAGAAUGGGUGCCUAUUUCUUGAAGAACAUCAUGGGAGUGGCAAAUACCAUGAAUGGAAAAGUUGUAGAAAAAGAAGGAGAACAUUCUUCACAAUCUUCACUGGUAGAACAGAGAGCUAAUAAAACUUCGUCACAAUGGAUCAAAGCUCACCAGUAUGGGAAAUCCUACAAAGAAUUUUCAGCUUUGCACAUGUCUCAAGAAAUUCAAGCUCAUGACGGCUCAAUAUGGACGAUUAAGUUUAGCUGGGACGUGUGUUUCCUGGCAAGCACGGGAGAAGAUGGUAUAAUUCAUGUAUGGGAAGUGCAAGAAUGUGAUGUUACGUCAACAAGAUCGCCUGAUAAUACAAAUUCACCGGGGGAAACACCUGCUCACCCGAUGGCAGGCACCACUUCAGAUCAGCCUCCACUAGCAGAGAUUACACCUAUGCCAUCCGCAAUGAAAAGAAGAGGGGGGAAUAAUAGGAAAAAGGGAAACUCGAUUCCAGACUAUGUUAGUAUGCCAGAAACCGUAUUUUCUCUUUCAGAAAAGCCGUUCUGCACUUUCAAAGGUCACCAAGGCCACGUGUUAGAUCUCUCAUGGUCAAAAUCUCAGGUCAGCUUCCCACAUCGUAGUUUCUAGUAUAAGGUAGGAGCGCAAUAAAUUAUUUGAUUCAUUGUAUAAUUCAUUCGUUUUUCUUCCUAAUUAGAACUAGUCGUCUGUAAGAGUCAAGAAAUGGUAAAAAUUUUGAAAUAGAACUCUCUGUUUUCUGAUUCUUAAGAUGACCAUUUAGUUAAUAACUGGAAACAGUUAACAUAAAGGAAUAAAGUUCUAUGCAGCUACUGCUAUCAUCUUCGAUGGACAAGACAGUUAGGCUGUGGGACUUGGAGACAAGAAGCUGUUUAAAGAUGUUUGCACACAAUGAUUAUGGUGAGACACCGAACUUAUGCUGCAAUUAUUCAAUCACCAGGGCCUAAAAAUUGCUUAUGAUUGUUGACGUGUUAUUUGUAUUAGUCCUACUUCUGAUGAGUAUGGUUUGGCAGUCACUUGUGUACAGUUCAAUCCAGUAGAUGAAGAUUAUUUCAUCAGUGGUUCACUUGAUGGAAAGGUCCGAAUUUGGAGCAUACCUGAUCGUCAGGUUGUCAACUGGACAGAUCUCCAUGAGAUGGUUACAGCUGCUUGCUACACUCCUGAUGGCCAGGUACAUACAUCCAAAUUUUCAUACAAUUCUACCGAAACUUGUAUAUGAAAGGACUUUUACAUUACUUCAGUUCAUGUAAAAUCAACUCUGUACAUCUACAUCUCUAUCGAAUUCUUUAGUAACACC
Olea europaea var. sylvestris is the source of this 2067-nucleotide messenger RNA. Its product is annotated as WD repeat-containing protein 44-like. Bases 27 to 1382 code for a protein of 451 amino acids. The transcript has a single exon. The record is from RefSeq and is a predicted model, not a curated record. Lineage: Eukaryota; Viridiplantae; Streptophyta; Magnoliopsida; Lamiales; Oleaceae. Gene Ontology annotation, molecular function: protein binding.